GCAAUGGCUGGGAUACUAUAUUAUGCGCAGCUGCAUGUGCCGAUACCUCUCCAUUGCUCUUGGCCCCUUGGUGGAAUCUGACAAACCCCGAGAGCGCGCGGGGCUGGGAGGUGUGAAAAACAUGGAAGGUGGUUGGGACGCUGGCCAAUCGGAGAGCUUGAGCAAAGCCACCUUGGCCGCCUUCUUUCAACUUUCCUUCUUUUCGAACCAUUUCACUUCACUCUUGAACAUUGCCAGCUUUUCGACAUGCCAGCAAAGCAGAUCGAGUGCACUGAUGGUGUUGUGUUGGAUCGCGCCUCUUACCUGUUAGACCAUUACACCAGGUUUUAUUGCUCCAGACCUUUGCAUCCAUUGUCUUCCAUGUCCUUUGAACACUCGUACACCGAGGGCUCUGUAACCUUCCCUGCGGUCAAUCCAUGUUCUAUACAUUUGACGCGAUACUUGAUACUGUCUGCUAAAGCGUUCCUGAAUGGUGAUAGAGCACAGAAUCAUAGGGCUUCAGUUUUGGUAGGUAUUACUUUGCUCAAGGUAGUAUUGUGCAUCGCCCUGGAAGGUUCUAUAAUUGAAGAGGGUCGAUCUGGAAACGGACAUCCCUCAAAAGACUAGUGAGCGAGACUGCGCUUCACUAGUCGGCGUGGUGAAACGAUGUGUGAUUAUCCAAACAACAACUCUUUCACACUUCCUUUCUAC
Aureobasidium pullulans EXF-150 is the source of this 690-nucleotide messenger RNA. RefSeq lists its product as uncharacterized. The record is from RefSeq and is a predicted model, not a curated record. The coding region runs from base 247 to 606 and encodes 119 amino acids. The transcript has a single exon. Lineage: Eukaryota; Fungi; Ascomycota; Dothideomycetes; Dothideales; Saccotheciaceae.